GGCCCCGGCCCUCGCUUCACCCCGACGCCCCGGCGCGCGCGCGCGCGUCCUGCCGCCGACCUGCAGGCCCCGGGGCCUCCGGCUGCCUCGGGCCGCCCGCAGCUCUUCGUCGCGGGGCGCCCCCGCUCCUCCCGUCCACGCUGUCGCCCGGGCCGGCGCGGCCGCGGGCAACCGCUCCCCAUCCCGCACCUACCCCGCCCCCUCCCCGCCUUUUCCGCCCUCCUGGUCCCCUCCCUCGGCCCGCUGCCUCUGCUCCAGAUGAGGUGAUGGCAACGGCCAACUUCGGCAAGAUCCAGAUCGGGAUUUACGUGGAGAUCAAACGGAGCGAUGGCCGAAUACAUCAAGCAAUGGUAACAUCUUUAAAUGAGGACAAUGAAAGUGUAACUGUGGAAUGGAUAGAAAACGGAGACACGAAAGGCAAGGAGAUUGACCUGGAAAGCAUCUUCUCCCUUAACCCUGACCUCGUCCCUGAUGAGGACAUUGAACCCAGUCCAGAAGUCCCUCCACCUCCGACAGCCUCAGCCAAAGUAAACAAAAUUGUAAAGAAUCGGCGGACUGUGGCUUCUAUUAAAAAUGACCCUCCUCCAAGAGAUAACAGAGUGGUUGCUUCUGCGCGUGCCCGGCCCACUCAGCUCCCUGAGCAGUCUUCCUCCGCACAACAGAAUGGUAGUGUUUCCGAUAUAUCUCCAGUUCAAGCUGCAAAAAAGGAAUUUGGACCCCCUUCACGUAGAAAAUCUAAUUGUGUGAAAGAAGUAGAAAAAUUACAAGAAAAACGAGAAAAAAGGAGACUGCAACAGCAAGAACUUAGAGAAAAAAGAGCCCAGGAUGUUGAUGCUACAAAUCCAAACUAUGAAAUAAUGUGCAUGAUCAGAGACUUUAGAGGAAGUUUGGAUUAUAGGCCUUUGACAACAGCGGAUCCUAUUGAUGAACACAGGAUAUGUGUUUGUGUGAGAAAACGACCACUCAAUAAAAAAGAAACUCAGAUGAAAGAUCUUGACGUUAUCACAAUCCCUAGCAAAGAUGUUGUGAUGGUACAUGAACCGAAACAAAAGGUAGAUUUAACACGGUACCUGGAAAACCAAACGUUUCGUUUUGAUUAUGCCUUUGAUGACUCAGCUCCUAAUGAAAUGGUUUACAGGUUUACUGCUAGACCACUAGUGGAAACUAUAUUCGAAAGGGGGAUGGCUACGUGCUUUGCUUACGGGCAGACUGGAAGUGGAAAAACUCAUACUAUGGGUGGUGACUUUUCAGGAAAGAAUCAAGACUGUUCUAAAGGAAUUUAUGCAUUAGCAGCUCGAGAUGUCUUUUUAAUGCUCAAGAAGCCGAACUAUAAGAAGCUAGAACUUCAAGUAUAUGCAACCUUUUUUGAAAUUUACAGUGGAAAGGUAUUUGACCUGCUAAAUAGGAAAACAAAAUUAAGAGUUCUGGAAGAUGGAAAGCAGCAGGUUCAGGUGGUAGGAUUACAGGAACGUGAGGUCAAAUGUGUUGAAGAUGUUCUGAAACUCAUUGACAUAGGCAACAGCUGCAGAACAUCUGGUCAAACAUCUGCAAAUGCGCAUUCAUCUCGGAGCCAUGCAGUGUUCCAGAUUAUUCUGAGAAGGAAAGGAAAACUACAUGGCAAAUUUUCUCUCAUUGACUUGGCUGGAAACGAAAGAGGAGCCGAUACCUCCAGUGCGGACAGGCAAACGCGGCUUGAAGGUGCUGAAAUUAAUAAGAGCCUUUUAGCACUCAAGGAGUGCAUCCGAGCCUUAGGUAGAAAUAAACCUCACACUCCUUUCCGGGCGAGUAAACUCACUCAGGUGUUAAGGGACUCCUUCAUAGGUGAAAACUCCCGUACCUGCAUGAUUGCCACAAUCUCUCCAGGAAUGGCAUCCUGUGAAAAUACUCUCAAUACAUUAAGAUAUGCAAAUAGGGUGAAAGAACUGACUGUAGAUCCCACUGCUGCUGGUGAUGUCCGUCCAGUAAUACAUCACCCACCCAGCCAGAUUGACGAUGUCGAGGCCCAGUGGGGUGUGGGGAGUUCCCCUCAGAGAGAUGAUCUCAAGCUGCUCUGUGAACAAAAUGAGGAAGAGGUGUCUCCACAGUUGUUUACUUUCCAUGAAGCGGUCUCCCAAAUGGUGGAAAUGGAAGAACAGGUUGUGGAAGAUCACAGAGCGGUGUUCCAGGAAUCGAUCCGAUGGCUGGAGGACGAAAAGGCUCUCCUCGAGAUGACUGAAGAAGUGGACUACGACGUAGAUUCAUAUGCUACACAACUCGAAGCAAUUCUUGAGCAGAAGAUAGACAUAUUAACUGAGCUGCGAGAUAAAGUGAAAUCUUUUCGUGCUGCCCUACAAGAAGAAGAACAAGCCAGCAAGCAAAUCAACCCGAAGAGACCCCGUGCCCUUUAAGUUGGCCUUGCUGCUGAAGGACCCCCCAGCACCCUUAAUACUGUAACGGACAUGGUUUAGCUGUAAGGGCCAUUUGAAAGUUUUAAGAUUUUACGUGUCUGUGGAAAAUGUCUUGUCCUUCACCUGAAUGACAUUUCAGUUUUGUGAACCACCUCCGCCUCCAGAAUGCUUCUAGUCCAGGAGGCACAAACAAGAAUUGGGAUUGGUGAAGCAUUACAUUUCAUUUACCCAGUAGUGGUUUGCUUUUGGAGAUCCUUGCCAAUUUCAUUUGCUAAAGGAGGGAGUCGGGUUGUGGACUUGAUCCAGAGGUGGCUGUUAGGGGAAGCCACAGUGUGUCCUUUGAACUCGGUUCAGUUUCCAUAGCCAGACCGCGCAGUUGACCCUUAGCGUGCAUGCAUACCUCAUCCGUGACUGUACAUACUCCGCCACUCCUAGACAGCUGUGCUCACUCCUCCUGCUCUGUGCCUUGACCAGGGCUACGACCCCGAGUUGCUGAAGCACAGCCGAGAAAAAUUACAUUCCUUAUCCAUCAUUGUAAAUUACCGUUACUGUGUGUACAUUUUUACUGUAUUUGAGACAUUUUUUGUGUGUGACUAGUUCAUUUUGCAGGAUGUGCCAUAUCAUUGAACAGAACGUAAGUCUGUGACAGUGGACAUAGCUGCUGAACCAUUCCAUCUUAUAUGUAUAAAAUCUGGAAUUAUGAUUUUAAACCAUAUAACAUGUGAUUUUAAUUUUCUUAGCCUUUUUCUUUGUAAAGAACUAAAAUAUAAACUAGUUGGUGUAUAAUAAAAAGCAACGAAAUUCUGA
Molecule: messenger RNA, 3194 nt
Organism: Ochotona princeps (American pika)
Lineage: Eukaryota; Metazoa; Chordata; Mammalia; Lagomorpha; Ochotonidae
Gene: KIF2A
Product: kinesin family member 2A
Exons: 20
Coding region: 267-2387 (706 amino acids)
Biological process (GO): microtubule-based movement
Molecular function (GO): microtubule binding; microtubule motor activity; ATP binding
Source: RefSeq, a predicted model, not a curated record